GAGGCGCUGAAUGACAGAUCUGCUCACUAAUUAGUGCCUCGUGCAACUCCUGGUUCCCAACCCUCUUAAAUUAUGAGUAAAAGAUGCCCAAAGUCUGUUCUUUGUAUAACUGCCUGCACAAGCCAACUCCCUAUUUUGCCACUAGCAAGAAGACACUGUUUUUUAAAAGGAGAUGCUGGUCCUGCCAUGUUGAAAUUAUCCCAUUUCUGAAAAAUGCAUGGGGAAAGGAUCCAGUUGUCGUUCUCUCUUUUGGCAUUGGUUUUAUGGCUUUGGUGGUACCGUGGGUCAGUCCCUUAACAAAAUACAGUUCCAUGAUGACCCAGGCUGUACCAUAUACAUAUCCAGUUCCAGUUCGGGAUGAUGGCAAUAUGCCAGAUAUUCCCUCCCACCCUUGUGACAAGGAAGGACCAAGUCUUGAAUGGCUAAAGAACUUCUGAGACGGGCCCUUGUGAUGAACAGGCCUAGAGAACCAACACUGAAGGGGCAACCCAGGCCUGCACUGUUCUCUGCUCUUUUGUGUACAUGUGUAACAUUUUCAGGAUAUAAUAAACUUGCUAACUUAAAAGCA
This is a messenger RNA of Podarcis raffonei (Aeolian wall lizard), 568 nucleotides long. RefSeq names its product NADH:ubiquinone oxidoreductase subunit A3 (gene NDUFA3). The record is from RefSeq and is a predicted model, not a curated record. Gene Ontology annotation, cellular component: mitochondrial inner membrane. Lineage: Eukaryota; Metazoa; Chordata; Lepidosauria; Squamata; Lacertidae. The coding region runs from base 84 to 437 and encodes 117 amino acids. The transcript is spliced from 4 exons.